GUAUAGCCACUGUUGAUAGCGGAGAGGAUAGGCCCUGGGUCUCUCUUUCUCUCUGCCUCUGCUACAAAUCGCCAAACCUGGCUGUUCAUGCUUGUUCAUACCAGUUUGUUGAAGGGAGGAACAUAAAUAAAUAUAUAAUGAUUAAUUGUGUUGUGUUUGGAAACAAUUAUUACAUCUCCUCCAUCAGCUCCAUUUCUACAAUCACCAGUACUAGUUGUAGAAGGCGUAGUAGGUUGGGUCGUUUCAAGAGUCGAGCUUUCCUCAACAAACCCCCCUUGCCCUUGUUUCCGAAACAAGACGCCGAUACAUCAUCAGUUGUUCUCGACAACAGUCUCAGGCUCCUCGAAUGGGACAAGCUCUGCGACUCCGUCUCUUCCUUCGCCUCCACUUCCUUCGGCAAACAAGCCACUAAGGCACAACUAUGGUAUUUGAAUCAGACCUACGAAGAGAGUAUGAGACUCUUAGGCGAGACCAAUGCGGUUGUUGAAAUGCACAAGCAUGGCGGUUGCGUCAUGGACUUCAAUGGCAUUGAUGUUGUCUUGGUGAAAUCUGCUAUCCAACAUGCUCAAAGGGGUUUGCCAGUCAAUGGAAGUGAAGCAAUGGCUAUUGUAGCUUUGCUACAGUUUGCUGAAAAUUUGCAGUUAAAUCUAAAAGCUGCAAUCAAAGAAGACACGGAGUGGUAUCAGCGCUUCAUGCCCCUUGCUGAAAUGAUCAUGGAAUUGGUUGUAAGUCGAUCAUUAGUAAAGUUCGUACAGCAACUUAUAGAUGAAGAUGGCUCUGUUAAAGACUCUGCAGUAUGUUCUUCAUUUCCUCAUAGUUCUGCCUUGAAACGAUUGCGUGAUCAAGUGAGAAUGCUUGAAAACAAGUUAUACCAGUUGAUGGACAGCCUAAUUAGGAACAAGAUGAAAGAGACAUCCACUGUAGAAGUGAGUAAUGUUGAUGGAAGAAUGUGCUUAAGAUUGGGAGCUGAUUCACCUACAAGUUUUGAGGGCUUAUUGUUGUCCAGUGGUUCAGGUGGUGGAAGCAUUGUAGAGCCACUCUCUGCUGUUCCACUAAAUGAUGAAUUGCAGCAAGCAAAGGCAUCAGUAGCGAAGGCAGAGGCAGAUGUGCUGUUAAAGAUAACAGAGAAGAUGCAAGGUGAUCUUGGUGACAUCGAAAAUUUAUUCAACAGCAUGAUUCAACUGGAUGUGAUUAAUGCGAGAGCAACCUACAGUCUUUCAUUUGGAGGCACAUGUCCUGAUCUAUUUUUACCAGAGGCCAAAGAUGGAGGUCUUGCCCUUGAUGCCUUACUAGGGAAUACAAAUUUAACGCCAUCAUACCUAACUGAGAGGAAAUGGACAUUGUAUCUUCCGAGAGCUUAUCAUCCUUUAUUACUUCAACAGCAUCGACAAAAUCUGCGAAAGGCCAUGAAAGAUGUCAGUAAUGCUACCGCUGAAAUUAGAAGGAGAAAGCUGCAAGGGGAAAAUAUGACCCAGAGAGAAGAAACAGACAUAAAUCUGUCAGCCUUGGAAAUGCAGGUUACUAAAUUGAAACAAGCUCAUCCUAUUCCCGUUGAUAUUUUUGUUGCUCAGAAAACUAAAGUUCUAGUUAUAACCGGUCCCAAUACCGGAGGGAAAACCAUUUAUCUAAAGACAGUUGGGUUGGCUGCUGUGAUGGCCAAAUCAGGUCUUCAUGUAUUAGCUUCUGAACCUGUGAAGAUCCCUUGGUUUGAUUCUGUAUUUGCUGAUAUUGGUGAUGAACAGUCCUUGUCACAAUCUUUGUCUACCUUCUCCGGCCAUUUGAAACAAAUUAGCGAAAUUCUGAAGCACUCAACAAGUCGAUCGUUAGUGCUAUUAGACGAAGUAGGUGCUGGGACAAAUCCCCUUGAAGGAGCUGCACUGGGGAUGUCACUACUGGAAUCUUUUGCUGAAUCUGGUCCUUUAUUGACCAUAGCCACAACACAUCAUGGCGAACUCAAAACCCUCAAAUACAGUAAUGACGCAUUUGAGAAUGCUUGUAUGGAGUUUGACGAAGUGAAAUUAAAGCCAACUUAUAGGAUUCUCUGGGGGGUACCAGGACGUUCAAAUGCAAUUAAUAUAGCUGAAAGGCUGGGACUACCCAACGUAAUUUUGGAUAUUGCUCGUAAACUAUAUGGUGCGGCUAGUGCAGAGAUUAAUGAGGUCAUACUUGAAAUGGAAAGGCUUAAGCAGAACAUACAUGAUCGCGUUUCUGAAGCACAGAAUUAUCUCAAGCUCUCAAGAGAGCUUCAUGAAAAUCUACUAACGACUAGAAGAAAGGUCAUGGAUCAUAGCACUGAUCAAAGAUACAUGAAGAUGCGAGAAAUUUCUGAGAUGGCAGCAAUGGCACGUUCUAUACUUCAGAAGAAAGUGCGACAAAUUCGAUCUGCAACUCAACCUUUCCAGCCUAGUGUAGCAAACAACAACCAACUUAAAUCCACAAUUAACAGCCAGCAUGCUGCAGCAGAUAAUAGUGAUUCUAGUGAACCUUCUAUAGCAACUAAGGCUGCAUAUUCCUCUGAUAAUGCCAGGCAAUCACCACUAGAGAAGGAGGCUAAACUGCCCAAUGUGGGUGAUAUGGUUCACAUUUCUUCCCUUAACAAGGAAGCUACUGUCUUAAAAGUGGAGCCAUCCAAAGAAGAAAUACUAGUUCAAGCGGGUAAAAUGAAGUUGAAGUUGAAACUGGUGGAUGUGACAACUUGACUGUACUUUGCACAGGAAUAUUCUUGCGAUAGGAUCACGUUCAGAGUUGUUAUUAGAAUACUGUAAGGAGACAUACCGUGAUAUCAAAAUCACAGGACAAAGGCACACAGAUACUUGAAAGAGAAUCAUAAACUAAUAGAAGAAUGACUCUUUGGACUUUACCAGGCAUAUCCAGUUCUAGAGGGUGCUGCACCCAAAACAAGAAAAAGGAAAAAGAAAAACAACAGAAUGCAGGUGUAUAUUGUGGAAGUUCUUCAAUUCUCUGGCUUUGAAUGAUUACAGCGAACUGGCUCAAAACCACGGGAUGUUCAUAACCAUAGCUUUUGCAGACAAUUUGGGUUCUUAGGUAGAUGCAGAAUCAACUGUGAUACUCUCACUAAACUCUGCUAUUUACAAGUCUGGAGGUAACAUUAUUUGGUAAUACGCUGGGACAUAGUUUUGCAACUGUGAAUUUUUUAUUUUCUUUAUUUCUUCCCCAAUUUGGGGUUAGUUCUGUGGUGUCAGUUUGACGAGGCACACAGAACAUCCAAUCCCAGAUUGCUAGUUGGAAAAAACAAACCAUCUGUAUAUUUAUAUAUUUGUUUUAAAUGAUUGAAGGGUAGAUAUUAAGGGUUGUUUUGAGAGC
Camellia sinensis is the source of this 3324-nucleotide messenger RNA. Lineage: Eukaryota; Viridiplantae; Streptophyta; Magnoliopsida; Ericales; Theaceae. The record is from RefSeq and is a predicted model, not a curated record.